UUCAACCCUCCUCUUUUUCUCCUUCCUUUUCUCUCUACUUCCUUCAGCUUCAAAGGCUCUUUGCCUAUUAGCCCAAAGGCUCCCUUCUUUUCUUGGUCUCUUCUUCUCCAAAGUUUUGUUUUUUAAGUUUUCAAGAUUUUCUUGGAAUCUCCACCACCCAAAAUCUCUGAAAAAAUACCAAGAAAGUGUUUUUUUUUUUUGGUUCAUUUUAUAAGCCUGGGCACUCAUCCGCAGAAAGCCUUGCCAAUUUCUUUACUGAAAAAUCAUUAGUAGUUUUUUUCUUCUUCUAAAGCUAAUCUUAAUGCUACCCCAAUUAUUUCUAAUCUUUGAAAUUCAUGUCUGCAAUUCUCAGUGAAUUGUUUCUUUCGGGGUUUAUGAUAAAUUCCACAUAUAGGCGCAGGACCCAUUUGGUGCAAUCUUUCUCUGUUGUUUUUCUCUACUGGUUUUACUACAUUUCAUAGCCCCCUAAAUAACUACUACUCUUAUAUAAUUAACCUCUCUAUAUAUUACUUACUUACUAUCUUUAAAUAAGAAAAUAGGUAUAAUCUACAAUAUUUUUCGUUGUACUCUUGUUUCUAAGUCAAAAACUCCAUCUGGGUCCUGCUAGUUUUUUUAUUUUCUAAUUAUAUCUCUCUUUAUAUCUUUGAAGAAAAAAAAUAGUAGUGUUCUUGAAAAUUUUUGGUCAUGGCUUCAUCAAGUGGGACAUCAUCAGGGUCAUCAUUUCUUCAAAACUCAGGGUCAGAAGAAGAUCUUCAGCAAUUAAUGGAUCAGAGGAAGAGAAAAAGAAUGAUAUCAAACAGAGAAUCGGCUAGAAGAUCAAGGAUGAGAAAACAGAAACAUUUGGAUGAUUUGAUGGCCCAAGUAGCAACUCUAAGGAAAGAAAAUAACCAGAUUUUGACAAGUAUGAAUGUCACCACACAACAUUAUCUUAAUGUUGAGGCUGAAAAUUCAAUCUUGAGAGCUCAAUUAGGUGAACUUAGCCACAGGCUUGAGUCACUUAAUGAAAUCAUCGCUUUCUUGGAUGCAAACAACAAUUGUAAUGGUCUUGCCGUGGACCACAACGAGCCUUACAGCUUCAAUUUUGCACAAAAUGACUCUAUGGUUGAUGGGUUCAACAUGACCAAUUCUUGGAAUUAUCACUGUGGCAAUCAGCCCAUCAUGACUGCAGAUGUCUUGCAGUACUGACGUAACAUUAUUAGUCGGGCCAAUGAAUUCUGAACACUGAAAACCUGAAAGAAAAAAAUAUCGAAGGGUGGAAGAGAAAAGGAAUCAAAAGAGAGAAUAUAAUCCUGUUUUCAGCAGUAGAUCUAAGAUAAACAUAUGUACUAUCAAGUAGUAGAAGUACUAGUACUCUUGCUAAGGUUUUUUAUAUAUUUAUCAUACAACUAGUGUUAAGAAUAAAUUCCGUUUGGUGUUUCUA
This is a messenger RNA of Lycium ferocissimum, 1420 nucleotides long. Its product is annotated as bZIP transcription factor 11-like. Bases 685 to 1185 code for a protein of 166 amino acids. The transcript has a single exon. NCBI's taxonomy places the organism in Eukaryota, Viridiplantae, Streptophyta, Magnoliopsida, Solanales, Solanaceae. The record is from RefSeq and is a predicted model, not a curated record. Gene Ontology annotation, biological process: positive regulation of DNA-templated transcription. Gene Ontology annotation, cellular component: nucleus. Gene Ontology annotation, molecular function: transcription cis-regulatory region binding; DNA-binding transcription factor activity.